AGACCUGGUUGUUUGCACCAUCUGCAGCGCUGAUGACACGAAACUUGGAACCACUCGUUGCAUUGUCGCCAGUAGCCACAAGCUGGUUUGCGUUUGCAGCCACAGCACCAGGGUUUGCUGCAACCAAAUUGUUGGCGUUGAUGUUGUUUGAUGCAAGCUGGGCUGCAUUGGAGGCAAGAUUGAUAUUGCCAUUGUUUGUAGCAGUGGUAGCAGCAUUCGCAGCUUGAAUAGCAAGGUUUUGAAGGUUGUUGUUCACGCCGGUAGCGCCAAUGUUGGCGAC
Molecule: messenger RNA, 280 nt
Organism: Protomyces lactucae-debilis
Lineage: Eukaryota; Fungi; Ascomycota; Taphrinomycetes; Taphrinales; Protomycetaceae
Exons: 1
Coding region: 33-227 (64 amino acids)
Source: RefSeq, a predicted model, not a curated record